AUGUACCUGACUCAUAAUGCCAUGAAUUAUGAUGAGCAGGAACAAAGUCAACUGUUUAAUUUAUGUUUUUUCGUUGUUGUUUUUAUCAUUGAACAAGUCUCAAGUCUCUCUUGGGGAAAGGCUAAUAAAAGAUCUUACGACAGUUUUUGCGCUGGUUUUUCACGAGAAACGAACGUCUUUUUUUGUGAACAAACUGGAGAAAUCUUGCGGGCUUUCAUGUUAACCAAGGCCUAUGAACAAACAGCAAACAACAGUAAAUUUUUUGUUAGUUUUACAAAAACUACAAAUUAA
Messenger RNA from Clunio marinus, 291 nucleotides. NCBI's taxonomy places the organism in Eukaryota, Metazoa, Arthropoda, Insecta, Diptera, Chironomidae. The record is from the annotation of a GenBank genome assembly.